Molecule: messenger RNA, 700 nt
Organism: Macrobrachium nipponense
Lineage: Eukaryota; Metazoa; Arthropoda; Malacostraca; Decapoda; Palaemonidae
Product: methionine synthase-like
Exons: 4
Coding region: 323-700 (125 amino acids)
Biological process (GO): homocysteine metabolic process; tetrahydrofolate metabolic process
Cellular component (GO): cytosol
Molecular function (GO): methionine synthase activity
Source: RefSeq, a predicted model, not a curated record
AACGUGGUACGCUCACAUCUUAUUUAAUGUUGUUAUCCUUAUUAACAUUAAGUGCUUAUAUAAUGCAUAGUACUCGUCACAAAGAACGAUAUCCAUUAAAUCAAUAAGAUACUUUGACCAUCACAUAACUUUUCUUACGUGGUGUGUGUAACUUUCACCAUCCGAAGUCAAUCACACGAUUCGGACGAUCCGACUGCAGAUAUAAAUAUGCAACUUGUGUCAUUUCAAGUCUCUCGAGUAGUGAACUGCGACCAAGACUGGUGAACAUGUGUCAGAUCGUGUGUGAGUGAGGCUUCGUGUGUGAUAUAGGGAACCUGUCAAAAUGACCCUUCCCAAACGGACUGCAAGGAUGUCGGGGAGGGCAGAGGAGAUCCAUGAUGCCCUACGCCAACGUAUUCUCGUCAUUGAUGGGGCGAUGGGAACUAUGAUUCAGCGCCACAAACUAGAAGAGGAUGAUUACCGUGGAGAAGAAUUUAGAGACCAUGAGUGUAAUUUGAAGGGAAACAACGAUCUUUUAUCCUUAACACGACCUCAGAUUAUUCUUGGGAUUCACAAGGAAUACCUUGAAGCUGGUGCUGAUAUAAUAGAAACCAACACAUUCAGUGGAACAUGGGUUGCUCAAGCUGAUUAUCAUCUCCAGCAUAUUUGUUACAGGUUGAAUCUGGAAUCAGCUCGUCUUGCGAGACUUGUCUGCAGAUGA